Phragmites australis (common reed) is the source of this 1439-nucleotide messenger RNA. RefSeq names its product alpha carbonic anhydrase 8-like. The transcript has a single exon. The coding region runs from base 142 to 762 and encodes 206 amino acids. The record is from RefSeq and is a predicted model, not a curated record. NCBI's taxonomy places the organism in Eukaryota, Viridiplantae, Streptophyta, Magnoliopsida, Poales, Poaceae.
UCUCCUCUCAUAAAUCUCCCCUCCCCACUCCCCUUUUCAAUAUCUUCUCCUCUCUGGUUAGGGUUAGCCUCGCGGUGGUAACCACACCUCACCGCCUUGCCUUCUCUUCUUCCCCUUCGAAGUCUUCGCCUCGAAUCGGCCAUGGCCACAGCGGUGCACAGAUCCCAUGACGCGCUGAACAACCGGAUGCAUCUGGACGCGUUCACCCCGUCCCCGACGAAGCCUCGCCGCCGGCGCAGCCCGAAGCCGGCGGGCGCGUCGUCGCUGCCCCCCAGGGCCGCGGCGGUAGCCUCACCGGCUCCCAAGCAAGCGGCGGUGGCGUCACCUCCCGUUAAGGCUGCGGCUCCGAGCCGCCGCUCGCCGCCUGCGAGGCCGGCCGCUGGGAAGCAGCCGUCCCCGCCGAAAGAGAAGCCGAAGCAGCGGCUUGUUAUGGAGGAGGUUCGGAUCCUCAAGCGCGGCGAGGAGCCGCCUGCUCCCGCCCCAGCGCCGGCGCGGGCGCCAGUCCUAGCAGCGCCCGUGGCGCAAUCCGCGGCGGUUGACCAGCGCGUCCUCUGCGCCGCUAGCCGGAUCGGGCCGCAGGAGCCCGCCGUGGUUCCGACGAAGAUCCUGGCCGCCGCCGAUGCGGCCGGCUACGCGGGCCCGGCUUUCUCUGCCACUGCACCCGAGCCGAGCUCCCUCCCCUUCCCGGCGUUCAUCCGGCGCGCGGAGACCGAGGCCACCCGCGGCCUGCGGUGCCUCCUCCGCAUCGGCGAGCUCGCCUGACGGCCCCCACAGGCCAUCGCCGGACCAGCGUCCGCUCCCCAAGUCACCCUUCUGCUUCGUCUCUUCUCGUCUCCCUCGUCUCAGGUGGUUCCCGACUGACUGAUGGAUGCAAGGAUGGAUUGACGGAUGGUUAGCAUCUGAUGGGCGGUUGGAUCCGAUCGAAAGCUUCUCCGGAUCAGAUCUCCCGGUAACUCGCCCGGUCAACCUCUUCCCGUAUUUUUUCAGAGGAAGGGUUGGGGAACGAGCAACCGGUGGUUGGAUUUGGUGGUGGUUAGGUUCGCAAGUCGCAUGCUGUUCGGUUCGCUUCUGUGACGCUGCUGCGUCAUAAAGUAGAUUAAUUAUGAGUAAAAAUGGUGGAUUAAGGGCUUGGUUAGUCGGUCUUUGGUGGUGUUUGGUUCAGGAGUUGGACUAAGUUAGUGUGGGGAUUAAAUGGUUGGUUUAGGAGGUAAUCUGGUAGUAGACAACCUGAGUAUGAUUCAGGUUCGGUGAUCGUUGGAAUAAUUGAAGGUUCGGUAUGGGUGCGAUUCGUGUGUUUUUUGGUUUUAGGGAGCUAUGAGCCAAGUUAUGUGAUGUAGCGGUCAGGUGAAGGGCUUAUGUAAGAUAUGUCUAUCAAAUUCGUAUCUGUCAGUUUAGCUGUUGUAUAUCAGUGAUAAAUUUAGAUAUAAAUUCUUCUCUGA